AGGAUAUUUCGUCCAUUUGUAAUCGCAUAGUAAAACAGCACUGAGGAGAGCAAGAAAGAUGCAAAAAGGAAUCUGCUUGUUGCUGCUGUGCGCCGGGUUCGCCGCGGUCGGGAUUCUGGCAAACGACGCGGAGGAGCAAAAGACCCCGGAAACUGCGUGUGCAUGCGUCGAAAUUUUCUACGCCAAGGACCGCGUUGACAACAGGACUGUGCAACUCACCAAGUGUUUGGAAGACCUCGGGGAGAGCUUUGAUGUCGGAGAUGUGGAACCGGCCGAACUUCGAGAAGACCAUCAGUCAACCCUGGUUAGGCAGGGACCCGACACGAACAAAACGUGUUCCGAGAAGGUGGCUGAUUUCCAGUUGUACUUCGCGACCCUGAAUGAAGAAGAAAGUGCGGCUGAUGAGUUUUCCGCACAACUCGACCGCUGCUUCUACAAACGCGUAGGCUGGGCCCUUGAGAACGGAUACGUGAACAAAUCGGGGGUCGUGGACGAGAUCAACGUCUCCUUCUCGGGCCUCGGGAAAGAAAUCGCGGAACUCCCGGGAGUCAAGGAAAUGAAGAAAUUGCUGGUACACCGAGCAAAGGCGGAGUGCGAGGACAAAAUGGCGAGUCACUGCGCCCGUUCCGCGGGUCCCAGCACUGCUGAGCUGAUUUUUUGCCCUUUGUUUGCAGAUGAAAAACUUUCUGCAAUGCGUAUACGCGCCUUGCUUCAAAGGCCUGUAGAGGCGACGGUUCGAGUUACACGAUUUCCAUCGAUGCGAGCCGGAGACCUGCUUACUUCUUCGUCAGAGAAUUUCCCGCUGCUAGAUCAAAAUGCCUGUUGCAGGAAGAUGGGUUGA
Messenger RNA from Notodromas monacha, 841 nucleotides. NCBI's taxonomy places the organism in Eukaryota, Metazoa, Arthropoda, Ostracoda, Podocopida, Cyprididae. The record is from the annotation of a GenBank genome assembly.